Molecule: messenger RNA, 487 nt
Organism: Dryobates pubescens (Downy woodpecker)
Lineage: Eukaryota; Metazoa; Chordata; Aves; Piciformes; Picidae
Gene: NDUFB11
Product: NADH:ubiquinone oxidoreductase subunit B11
Exons: 3
Coding region: 17-430 (137 amino acids)
Source: RefSeq, a predicted model, not a curated record
ACUUCCGUCAGGCAAAAUGGCGGCGGCGGCGCUGCUGCGGAGGGCGCUGGGGGCGCUGCGGGCAGGGGCCCGGGGCCGCUCGGCCGGGGCCGGCGGGGCCUUGGCGCUGCCGCCGAGGGUCCCGCUGGGGGCGGACCCCCACGAGGAGGAGCCCAUGGCGGUGGCACAGAGGAAGAACCCUGACUACCAUGGCUUCAGUGAUGAUCCUGCUGCUGACCUGCUGAACAUGAGGGCUGUGUUCUUCACAGGGAUCUCCAUCACCAUCGUGCUGGGCUGUGUCUACCUGCACUACAUGCCUGACUACGGGCUGCGGCAGUGGGCACGGAGGGAGGCAGAGCUGCAGGUGUGUGCCAGGGAGCGCCAGGGGCUGCCCCUCCUGACCUCCAACUACUACGACCCUGCCCGCCUGGCACUGCCCCCCGAGGACUGAGACCUCCUCCCCCAACCCCUCCCACCCCCCCAAACCGCUGUCUGGGACCCCCUGCUU